Bufo bufo (common toad) is the source of this 2014-nucleotide messenger RNA. RefSeq names its product potassium voltage-gated channel subfamily D member 3 (gene KCND3). The coding region runs from base 53 to 2014 and encodes 653 amino acids. Gene Ontology annotation, biological process: potassium ion export across plasma membrane; protein homooligomerization. NCBI's taxonomy places the organism in Eukaryota, Metazoa, Chordata, Amphibia, Anura, Bufonidae. Gene Ontology annotation, cellular component: neuronal cell body; voltage-gated potassium channel complex; membrane. The transcript is spliced from 7 exons. The record is from RefSeq and is a predicted model, not a curated record. Gene Ontology annotation, molecular function: protein binding; A-type (transient outward) potassium channel activity.
AAUCAAGUUGGUAUUAAAAGUACUCAAGCAGCCCAUCGGACCUGGCGCCCUCAUGGCUUCCGGUGUUGCAGCAUGGCUGCCCUUUGCAAGGGCUGCUGCCAUUGGGUGGAUGCCUGUGGCCAACUGCCCAAUGCCAUUGGCACCAACUGACAAAAACAAAAGACAAGAUGAGCUAAUAAUACUCAAUGUUAGUGGGAGGAGGUUCCAAACCUGGCGAACAACUUUGGAAAGGUACCCAGACACCCUACUUGGAAGCACAGAGAAGGAUUUCUUCUUUAAUGAGGAGACCAAGGAAUACUUUUUUGACCGUGACCCUGAAGUGUUCAGGUCUAUUCUAAAUUUUUACAGAACUGGCAAGCUUCACUACCCUAGGUAUGAAUGCAUCUCUGCCUAUGAUGAAGAACUGUCUUUCUAUGGCAUAUUACCUGAAAUAAUUGGUGACUGCUGCUAUGAAGAAUAUAAAGACAGAAGAAGAGAGAAUGCAGAAAGGCUGAUGGAUGACAAUGAAUAUGAGCACGGUCAAGAACCCAUGCCCUCCCUUAAUGCACGCCAGACUAUGUGGCGAGCCUUUGAAAAUCCCCACACCAGCACUUUAGCCUUAGUCUUCUACUAUGUGACUGGCUUCUUUAUUGCAGUGUCCGUGAUCACCAAUGUGGUUGAGACUGUUCCCUGUGGCACUGUGCCUGGAAAUAAGGAGCUUCCUUGUGGUGAAAGAUUUGAUGUAGCCUUCUUUUGCCUGGACACUGCAUGUGUCAUGAUUUUCACAGUUGAGUACCUCUUGAGACUUUUUGCAGCCCCAAGUAGAUACAGAUUCAUGAGAAGUGUCAUGAGUAUCAUUGAUGUGGUAGCCAUUAUGCCAUACUACAUAGGCUUAGUCAUGACCAACAAUGAGGAUGUGAGUGGCGCUUUUGUCACCCUGCGGGUUUUCCGGGUCUUCCGAAUUUUCAAGUUCUCACGCCACUCCCAGGGUUUACGGAUCCUUGGGUAUACCCUGAAGAGCUGUGCCUCUGAACUGGGAUUCCUCCUUUUCUCACUGACAAUGGCAAUCAUUAUCUUUGCCACUGUGAUGUUUUACGCGGAAAAAGGGUCAUCAUCCAGCAAGUUCACUAGCAUCCCGGCUUCGUUUUGGUAUACCAUUGUUACCAUGACAACGCUGGGGUAUGGUGACAUGGUACCCAAGACUAUAGCUGGAAAAAUCUUUGGAUCUAUCUGCUCGCUCAGUGGGGUCCUUGUGAUUGCACUGCCAGUCCCUGUCAUUGUUUCAAAUUUCAGCCGGAUUUACCACCAGAAUCAGCGAGCUGACAAGAGGCGAGCACAAAAGAAAGCUAGACUUGCUAGGAUAAAGGUGGCCAAGACAGGAACUUCAUCUGCCUACCUACACAGUAAAAGAAAUGGUCUACUGAGUGAGGCGCUGGAAAUGGGCUCCACCGAGGAAGAACCGCACAUUGCAAAAACAGCUUCCCUGAUAGAAAGUCAACACCACCACCUGCUGCACUGCCUGGAAAAGACAACUGGAUUGUCCUAUCUUGUGGAUGAUCCCCUAUUAUCUGUACGAACUUCCACUUUCAAGAACCAUGAGUUCAUGGACCAACAGAUGUUUGAUCAGAACUGCUGCGAGAGCUCCAUGCAGAACUAUCCCUCCAGCCGCAGCCCGUCACUCUCCAGUCAUCAUGGAUUUUCAAGCUCUUGCUGUUCUCGUCGGAACAAGAAGACCACGCAUCUCCCCAACUCGAAUGUUCCGGCUACAAGGCUACGUAGCAUGCAGGAGCUUAGCACUAUCCACAUUCAAUGUGGAGAUCCACCUUCUCUAACUGCAAGUCGAUCCAGCCUGAACUCGAAGUCAGACGACGGCUUAAGAUCAAACUGCAAAUCUGCACAGAUCACAACGGCCAUCAUUAGCAUCCCAACCCCCCCAGCUUUGACACCAGAAGGCGAGAACCGACCUGCCAGCGCGCCUGGACGCACCACAAACAUUCACAGUGCCAGCAACAUUGUAAAAGUUUCCGCGUUGUAA